GCUCCUGCUAGUUUUCUACCGGCCCUCCUGACGACUAAGUAGUUUAUUUUUUAAAAUAUUUUCAUCAAUCACUAAAAAACAGUUUUUAACAAGCGUAUGCGUGUAGUGUGGAUCCUUUUCUGGAGGGAAAUUCAAAAUAUCUUCUGUAAUACAUGGGACGCUAAAAAUGUAAAGCUAUGAUUUCGUACGUACAUGUUUCAUGUUAUCGUGUACUUUGGAUGUCGUUAUUCAUCAAUUAAUAACAGUGUUUUUGCUGCCACACGUCAAUUUCUGUAAUACUUGUUUUUGUGACGUCUUUUUUUAUCCCAGUUAGUUAGUUGUUUGAGGGAGUUGUUGUUCACUACCUUUGUGAAUGUUAAGUCAACUUGGCGUGGCUAUUUGUAAUAAUGUAAACUCAAGCAAGUGAAACCCACUGUUUAUCUAGUCAGAGAUAGACCAAAGUCAGAUGUUUCAGCAAAAAUGAGCCCUAAAAAUUUUAACAUUUGAUUCACCAUCCUAAAGAAUGUUGGUGAACAUGGAUUUCUGGUAGUUGUUUAAAAAAUUCAGGUUGGUGCGAUUCCGCGUUAACCUGUUUUUGGACAUUAUAUGGUAAUAGAUGGUAACUGAACUGUUUUUAGUGAAUACGAAUUUAUGAUGUAUCUGUUAUAGGGCUAAUGUAUGAAUUUCUGUAAAUAGAAUUCACAAUAAUUGAAAAAAUUCGAAACAAAGGAUUAACACAUAUAUAUGAGUAAUAUAUUAAAGAUGCCACAGGUAUUUCUUGUUUGACAGCACUUAAACCAGUAACACCCUCUGUGAUUGAAUCAUGUCUGCUCACUGAAACCAAAAGUCAGAAGCGAGGAAGUUCGAAGAUAAAUUUGAUAGGCUAUCAAUAUACCGAGAAACGACUGAUCUCAACUGGCUGGCGAUUACAGAAGAAGUUGAGCACUGCGUUCCCACUCGUGAUCUGGUGCGGGUGCAUGACCGGGCGCCUUCCGCUAGUCGAGUUCAUUAAAGCUAAUGUGGUCAGCAUCCAAUGUCGAAGACUUACAGAGCUAUUGAUUUUGUGGACUUACCGCCACAAUCUAGAUAGUGCUUCCCAACUACGUCAUAAUUGUAUGUGAACAGUGAAUUGUUACGUUACGAAACAGCAAUGUCUCGCUGACGUCAAAGGUUCAAAAAUAACUGAAAGUUUGAAGAAUUUUAAGUAUAACAUACAAAAAAUGAUAGCAAAUCACAUGUUAAAGUUUGUUUUUAUCAGUCACUGUGUUAUUUCCUCAGUGCAGUCUGUGGCCUAUAUUCCGGAGGGAGUGUUAAUUCUCGACCUAAUUAUGCGGUGCUUGUUAUGUUUGAGUGCUUUGUUUGUGAUUGUUGUUGGUGAUCCUGGUUACAAAAAGUGGUCAAAUCUCGAACCUUCAUUAUCUUUAGGUAGACUUCUCGAGCAACAGGUAAUUGAAGGUGGUGUGUCUAGCUCUGUAAAUGUUGAUUUGCUUGCUGACAUUAUAUCAGCUUGGAAAUUUUUCAAAAUUCACUUUAAACGAGUUUAUGAUAGCAUUCAUGAAGAAACAAGGCGAUUCUUUAUAUUCGGGGCUAAUUUCGUCAAGAUGGUGGAGCACAACCACGCCUAUCAAGAAGGCAAAGUGACGUACAAAAUGGGUGUCAAUGAAUUCACUGAUAAAACUGACUAUGAACUUAAGAAGUUGCGUGGAUAUAAAGUUACUGGUGGUGCUAUGAAACAUAAAGGAUCAACGUUUAUUAGAUCAGAACAUACUAAACUCCCGGGCAGCGUUGACUGGCGAAGAGAAGGGGCAGUAACCGAUGUAAAAAAUCAAGGUCAAUGUGGUUCAUGUUGGGCAUUCUCUACAACGGGAGCUAUAGAAGGUCAACACUAUCGUAAAACCAACCAUUUAGUUAAUUUGUCUGAGCAGCAAUUGGUUGAUUGUAGCAAGAGUUACAGAAAUAAUGGUUGUUCUGGUGGUCUCAUGAACUCAGCGUUCGAAUAUGUUCGCGACAAUGAGGGCAUUGAUUCUGAAAUUUCCUAUCCAUAUAUAUCUGGUAAUGGAACGGAAAAUAUGAUAUGUUUAUUUAACGCUUCAAACAUUGUGGCUCAGGUUUCAGGCUAUGUAAGCAUACACGAAGGUGACGAGCGUGCAUUAAUGGAUGCUGUGGCGACAAAAGGUCCUGUUUCAGUUGCCAUUAAUGCUGGUCUUCCCAGUUUUUCUAUGUACAAAUCAGGUGUCUAUUCAGAUAUUGGUUGUGAAGGUACGUUAGAUGCCCUUGAUCAUGGGGUUCUGGUGGUGGGUUAUGGAAAAGAAAAUGGUCAUUCAUACUGGCUUAUAAAGAAUAGUUGGGGUGAAGAUUGGGGUGAAAACGGUUACAUCAAAAUCUUAAAGGAUUCUCAUAAUAUGUGUGGUGUCGCCAGUGCAGCUUCAUACCCUCUGGUAUAAAAUAUUUGCUUGCAGAUAUUAAGAUUUUAAGACAGUAAUCCAAUCUCGAUUUUUUGAUUUUUAUACAGAACUAAUUUGAUGUACAUAAUCCUAUAUUUCGUUGAUAAUUUAUUUGUAUUCCCUCUUUUAUAACUUGUUUGUAAUCAGUGUGAUUUUCUCCACUCAUACUUUGCCUUUUUUCAUCAUCGGGUAGUAUGCGAUUGAUCGUUGUCCUCUUAAAUAAUUACAGCUACGAAUUAAAAGGUAUAGGACCUCAGUGAGGAAAGUGGAAACUUUAUUUUAGUUGUUAUUCUUGACUCUCAAAUGUCACAUAACCUGUAGGCAUUUUAAAUUAGUAGUAUUCUAGAUGGUAAGACUUCUACCAUAGUUGCUACAUUAAGGUGAUAAUCGUACUUUGUUAUGAUUAACCUCCACACCUGUUCCUGACGAUUUCUCCAUGUCAGACAGGCUGAUUAAGACAUGUUUCGACUGAAGGAAACAUUGGUGAGACUAUAAUCUAUGGACGACCUUUGAGCGACACUAAACUGACCUUCAGAGUGUCCACCCACUAACUAGGACUGUUUAUUAACCAGUGUGAGGGAUUAGAAUUAUGGUUUACAGUCGUUGGUUAGAGUUAGGAAUUAGAUUUAGGGUUUUCAUCACGAAUCGACACCAGCUAGAACGAUAAGACGAAUUAAUGGAUAUCACGCCAAAAUCCAAAGCCUGUUAUCCUAAAUGUGAUUGUUUCGUCCAUAAAUUAUAGUCUCACCGAAACAUUUUUAGAUCAAAAUGCGAUGUCUUACCAACUGUUGGGAACUUACUGUAGCGGGAGAAUGUUUCAUAUGGUUAGUCUGUGUCUUAGGCGAUAUUAUUGUAGCAUAUCUCCCGUCACACGCCUACGUGGCUUGUUCGAGCCUCUGGAUGAGCAUAUUGUUUGUCAUCUCCCCGCUUUACUUAUCGCGUAUUUAGCUUUGCCAUUGACUCGUGUGACUUUGGGUAUGCUUUGUACAUGUGCGUAUGCUAGCAUGUAUUUCCGUAUACUUUUAUCUCUUUCAUGCCUAUAAAGACUGAGUCACCUGUUACUCACUGAGUUGAUUGUUUUUGUCUCACAUGCAUUUCUUUUCAUCUCUUAUCGUUUGCCUACAUUAUCGAAUGUCAGGAAUAUAUGCCUCUCAACCGCGUUCGUAUUGGCUUUUUAAAUUUAUCUUUUUAUUAAUGCGACAGUUUAUAUAUAAAGUAAGUGGGAUAUAUAUUUCGUGAACAUCAAUAUCACUCUAUCAUACUAGAGUUAUACUGCGGGUAUUAAACUGCUUGCAAAUGCAAGAAGUUAGCAGUAAUAAAUUACAAAAUUAAUACCCCAUUGGCCUCGUCAUUGUCCAGUGCAAACCGAAAGGUUGAAGAAACCUCAAACAGGAAUAGAGGUCAUGUUUCGGUGUCUUUAAACAGUUAUGGACUGGAUCCAUGUUCUUAAGUCGACGAAGCCUGUGUUAACUCGGGUUACUGAGUGUUAGCUUUUUUGGUGAGGUGAACGGUUGUGAAACAACUGACUGUAUGACAAACUACCCUGUCUACCAUCAGUUCUACCUCUUUUCCAGAUCUAUUUCACCUUAAUCGUACAGCUAGUAUCAACAAUCAGAACGUAAUAAAUUCCUUUCCUUAUCUACAAUCAUCAUUCAAAAUGCAUGUUGAAGCUUUAAUUGUUUAAAUCCAUCAAAAUGGUGGAUAUUAGAAAUAAAAAAGGGUUAUAAUGGACGUAGUCCAACUUCUGUGUAAUUGGGUCCUUAGAUUUAGUAAUUGCAGCAGGUGACUUUAACGCUUGAGCAAGUAGGGUAAAAUAAGCAGAAAGACAAAUCCCUGUAUCUCUUUAAAAUCUAUUCUGACCAAACAGAUAAAGGUGCAUUGUCAACCGUUUAUUCUUACAAACUUUCAAAAUGUAACGCGUAGAAGGCAUUGACACGAAUAUCGAUUAGCUAAGAUGGACGACCAUUUAGGGAAGUCAGUAAAAAGGUGCCACAUAUUUUGGUCAGUCACCAAUCAUCCAUAAGUAAAUGGACUAUCGGAAAACGAAGGAGAUAUCAUCCACUCGGUGUUGCUACAUUGAUGUGGUGGUCGGCUUGCCUGUCGUAAUGAACCAAUCGAACGAUACCGCCUGGAACAUCCGUUUCUCAGGGACCUACCAUACCAGACAGGUCGGUUGAAGAGCGGGAAGACUGAAAGCAGCGAACCCGAGGUCCAGAAUCGAAGUCGUACUGCUGACUUUACAGAGUUGUGACGGCGGUAAGGUGUUUCCUACAUACAACCAGCGUAACAGCGAUGCUGCCUCCUCACAAGGACGGGUAGGGUUAGAAAAUAUCGACCUUAAAUAUGUGCACCGCACCCUAAUUCACGGACCUCCAUCUCUAGCGGUAAGGUCUCAACAAGUACGGAGCUAACACGGAAAUUAUUCACAAAAAGGUCGUAUGUGACUGGUGUGGGCAACCGGGAAGUGAAAACCGCCCUCAUACCUCUAACAACACUCAAGAGUAUUGAGAAAUAUGGUUAACAGUUGUAUUACACGUAUACUGUUCAAAAGCUUUACACGGUCCUGACUGAAAUCUGGCUUGGAGUGAGCCGUUCUCAAUGCGUUAUCUACAUAAACGCUCAUCAGAAGUGUCAUAAAUUUUCCGAUGGUUAGAGACCCUGAAUGACAUGACUCAAAAUCGUUUGCAAUGGCGCAGGUGCAUCCACUCUUUGUGUUCUCCCAAAUUCUAGUCUUCUGUAUUCUUUGUGUCCCUUUUCUUUUCCUCUUUCCAAAUUUAUUUCACUGUAUUAUACUCCUUGAAUAACAUCUUCAAGCCCUAAUGUUUCCGAUUACUGCCUAUACUCUUACCACCUCUACCACUGUGGUAUGGCAACUCAAAAUGAUGUACGUACGUACGAAGUUCUACGUUGUUACUGACUGACUGGCGUCAUAAACUUAGUUCAUUGUUCCAUCUCUUCAUUGAUCUGUGCCGUCAGUAAGAGCCACGAACCACUCCACAGUCGCCUUUGUGGUUUCUUUAUGAGUGUUUAUCUGUUUAUAAAACUAAUUAAUGUAAUUAGUACCGAGAUAGAAAAUAAAUACAGUCAGAGAAAGAAGCUAAAUCAAACAUACAGUGGUGGAAUAUGUAAUGAAUCAAAUGAUUUGGGAUACAAUUUGUACUUCAAAGUAAGUUAUGACCAUCAUUUGGUGCCUGGAUAUAGAUGUACCACGGAAUUUAUACUUAUGGUAGUAGGGGAUUUGUAUGCAGUGUGACAAGUGUUCUGUUUAGCUGCAUUCAUACUAGCUGCCCAGUACUAAAUAGUUAACAAUAGUUAUCUAGAUAAAGUCGGUCCUUGUUAUAAAACUACGAUUAGUAAAUUGUUUCGGGAACACCCAUGAAUACACACUCUUCGGUCAACUGACAUAAUCGACUAAUUAACACGAGAUUAUAAUUUGUCACAAUAUCCAUACUCUGUUUUGAUAAUAAUAUUCGUUAGUUAGCUGCGUAAUCAUUUGUCAACUUGCAUAAAUCUAUAGAUUAUUUGUGUAUUCAGAUUUAAAGAAUAGUUUCCAGUUUAUAUAGGACUCAUGCACAAACAUACAUUUAAAGACUACGGCAUUUUUCAUAGAUUUAAGCUUCAAGACGAAAACAACUAAUGUUUAGUGGUUGUUUUUUAUUCUGAUAUAAUUUUUCACAAAAAUAACCCGACUAUUUACAUGUCCAGUGCAUAUAAUAAGAACGCUAAACAUUUAUAUUCAUUAUCAUGCAUUUUUGAUUGAAAUCAUGUAUAAACAGUUUAAAUCAGUCUGGUUAUCAGGUCAUGCAAACGAUGCGAUUAUGAUUUAUUUGUAUGAUCGAAAAUGCUUUUUUAAACAUUAAUUUAAACAAAAGUCAGAAUAAGGAUUUGUUGAGACUGUAGUAGUUUUAAUAGUUAAAUCUAAACCAGACCACUACUUAGAACCUGAAAUCACUGGACGACCGCCUCGUCCUAGCAUGGAGCUCUUCAGCAGUGUGCAUCCAUGAUCCCUAACGUGGGACUCAGGACCUUCGGUUUCGCGCGCGAACGCCAAACCCCUGGACAACUGAGCCAGCAUCCAACGGUGCUAAUGUCUAACUUCGAUCGGUCCAUGAUCUUAAGCAACUCUUCAUCCGUUUUCUUCGGUGGGUAACCGUCUCCGUCCGACACGGAUUGGACUUUAUUGGUCGUUAGAUUCUCACUAGAACUCAAGGAAAUCCAUCUUGAAGCCAGUCACUAGUGAACACAUUAUUGUUGUUGUUAUUAUCAGAAUGGGAAUUUGGAGAUUGUUGUAAUUUUCAAUGGUGUUCUAGCUUGGGUCGAAUUAUGAAUUCAGGUAUUAAACAAAAAUUGCCUGAAAUUGUUGUUACAGAACUGAUAUAAACUAAAGAAUCAUUUGGAACUGUCAUCAUGUGCUCACUAGUGACUGGCUAUAAAAUAUUUUUCAUGAAGUUUAUAUAGAAAACUAACUUCUGUGGUCUUAAGUAAUAAGGGACAUUUCACUAAUGACCUCAGAUAAUUGUUCCACAAUAUUGUUUAUUCUCUGAAUUAGUAAGUAUGGACUAUUAAAUGUAUUAUGUUUGUAGGAAAAUACGUUACAACAUACUACUAUUUCAUCAGUUAUAGCUUGGUUAUCAAGUGCACGCGCUUUAUAAAGUCUUUAAUUUUAUUUAAGAAGAUAUAGAGGUAAUAAUGGAAAAUAAUCGUCCUAAGCUUACAUCAAGAGCUCAUCUUUGUUAGAUAACCAUAAAAAAGCAUGAGGCACUAGACAGCUAUUUUGUUGCCGUAUAGAACUCCUCAGGACUGAACAUCUGCGGUUCCACCAGACGUUAAACCUAUUGCCUUUAGCUUCCGUCUACUUCAUGAUUUCACACCAGUGAAAAUCAUAUUCAAGUAACCACUAGACCAUAUAAAUCAGUAAUAGUAGUAUGUUUAUGAGUGACUGUCAGCCUUCAGAUAGAUAUUUAAAAUUUUUGAUGGGAACCGGGUAUCUGUGACGUUAAAGUAGUUAAAAGUGAGUUUGCUACUCGGGGACACUGGAUGAAUUCAGCUUUAGGUUACAAAUUGAGUGAGAAUGGAAAAUGUGUCGUAAUCUUAUUCACUCAUACUCGAUGGGUGAGUAGGAAUCCUUGAGUUAGAUUAUGUGCUCAUUUGCGGGAAUCUUUUGUUAAAAGCAUAACCAGACAAUUGUUCAGUGCUCUUAGAUUUACAAAGGUUUUUUAGCGUAUGUCAAUUUGUGAAUAAAAUUAUGCUGAGUGUGGGGAGAAAUAUUUCUUUUCAGUUAGCUCCACAUAAUGGAUCAAUACUGCUGUGUAACUUACAUUUAGAUUAAAUGUCAAUACCAGUUAAUUAGUGAUUACAGAAAUGCCAUAGUCUCAAUAAAACUGAAUAAAAAAUAUGGUCAUUCAUUUUGCUAUCAAGACUGUACAAAGAUAAAGGUGCUAGAAAUGAGGUAUACUUUUGCAUUUAAGAAUGAGAAAAUUACAUAGGAAUACAGAUUGAAAGAUACAGGACAUCAAUUAAAUGAGGAUACAGGAUUCAAAUUAACAUCGAAUCCUAUCCAGUUUGUCCUAUGCUUACAUAUUUUGUCUAUUACAUACAUUUGCAGUCAUACAAACCUAACUAGAUCUAAACACUUCAUCCAGAAAAAGUUUGUACAAUCCUCUUCUGAGUCCUGGCUAUCACACUAAUUCCAAGCACUGCCUUUUUCAAACCUUUACUGAUAUGCAAUUACCUUUAAUAAUUAACAUAUUAGUAAUUUCAAAGUUGGACUCACACAUUUUUCAACCUUAUUCUUGUGUGAUCAACUCGAGUAACGAACCGAUCUGCAAUCCUAAUUUUACAUUUUCUCUAUCUUGACUCUUAUGCAACCAUAAAAAAGCAGUUGGCUGUUUCUUAAUCCUGAAUUUAUACUCGUUACCAGUAUUCGCUGUGACGAACCACUUAUAUAAUCCAAUAAUACGCUUUGUGUGCUUUAUUAGUUUAGGCAAUCGAAUCUUAACCCUAAUGGUUUACAUUCCAUUCUGUCAGUCCAAGCAGCUGACUAUUGUUAAGUUAUCACAUUUAAAGGAGGACUGUCAUUUAUAUCAAAGUCUUCUGAUGAUAUCAAUUCUCAAUAUUUAUACUUUUUCUAGACUUCAUUUUGAAGGUCUCUUUGAACUACUGUUUUCUUUUACUACUGCUUUUAUCUCUAUUCUGCU
Molecule: messenger RNA, 8620 nt
Organism: Schistosoma haematobium
Lineage: Eukaryota; Metazoa; Platyhelminthes; Trematoda; Strigeidida; Schistosomatidae
Product: Cathepsin L2
Exons: 4
Coding region: 1200-2423 (407 amino acids)
Cellular component (GO): lysosome
Molecular function (GO): cysteine-type endopeptidase activity
Source: RefSeq, a predicted model, not a curated record